Molecule: messenger RNA, 1880 nt
Organism: Bufo bufo (common toad)
Lineage: Eukaryota; Metazoa; Chordata; Amphibia; Anura; Bufonidae
Gene: PPM1G
Product: protein phosphatase, Mg2+/Mn2+ dependent 1G
Exons: 10
Coding region: 104-1717 (537 amino acids)
Biological process (GO): protein dephosphorylation
Cellular component (GO): nucleoplasm
Molecular function (GO): cation binding; protein serine/threonine phosphatase activity
Source: RefSeq, a predicted model, not a curated record
UCCAGGUUUCCGGUCACAUGACGCCCCGGCUCCCCUUGUCUCCGCAGCCACUUCCGCUCCGCUGCAUUCUCCGGAGCCUCUGAGAGACCGCACGUGUCCGGACAUGGGAGCCUAUCUGUCCCAGCCUAACACCAGCAAGAGCUCCGGCGGGGGCGGCAGUGAGCGCCUCACCUACGGCUACUCCGCCAUGCAGGGCUGGAGGGUGUCCAUGGAGGACGCCCAUAACUGCAUCCCCAAGCUGGACAGUGAGACGGCCAUGUUCUCGGUGUAUGACGGUCACGGAGGUGAAGAGGUGGCUUUAUACUGUUCCAAGUACCUGCCGGACAUUAUAAAGGAGCAGAAGGCGUACGCGGAGGACAAGCUGCAGAAGGCUCUGGAGGACGCCUUCCUCGCCAUCGAUGAGAUUCUGACACAGGAGCAUGUAAUCAAGGAGCUGUCACAGAUGGCUGGACGGCCAAUCAACGACCAAGAGAACAAGAACAAAGUAGCCGACGAGGAUGAUGUGGACAACGAGGAAGCCGAGCUGCUUCAUGAGGAGGCCACCAUGACCAUCGAGGAGCUGCUCACACGUUAUGGCCAGAACUGCGGGAAGGGGGCUCGGAAUAAGUCGUGUCCACAUAAUGCAGAUAAGACGGACACUGACGACAAGACCACAACUGUUAACGGGGACCUGGAACCAGACGUCAAGUGCAAGAACGGCAAGAAAGAGACCUCCGUGGCGGCAGUCUCCUCAUCGGAUGAAGGAGGCAGCGGCUCUGGAAGCUCCUCACACCGCAAGGCAGCCAGCGAGGCAGUGUCUUCUUCCACCGGUGAGGCUGGACCUUCCUGUUCCUCCUGCCCCACACAGCCACCAUCUACAGAAAAGUCCAAGUUCUUUGAGGACAGUGAAGAGUCUGAGGCUGAAGAUGAGGAGGACGACAGUGAGGAGUGCAGCGAAGAAGAAUACAGCAGCGAGGAGGCGGAGAAUGAGGAAGACAGCGAGGUUGAGGAGGAUGAGGAAGAAGAAGAGGAUGAGGAAGAUGAAGAUGCGAUGCUUCCUGGCAUGGACGGGAAGGAGGAGCCCGGCUCUGACAGUGGCACCACGGCUGUUGUCGCCCUCAUCAGGGGAAAGCAGCUGAUUGUGGCCAAUGCCGGUGACUCCCGAUGUGUGGUGUCUGAGGGAGGAAAAGCCGUGGACAUGUCCUACGACCAUAAACCAGAGGAUGAGCUGGAGCUGGCACGGAUUAAGAACGCUGGUGGGAAAGUCACCAUGGACGGCAGAGUGAACGGAGGCCUGAACCUGUCAAGGGCCAUAGGUGAUCACUUCUACAAGAGGAACAGGAACCUCCCCCCGGAGGAGCAGAUGAUAUCCGCUCUGCCUGACAUCAAGGUGCUGACUUUGAACGAGGAGCACGAGUUCAUGGUGAUCGCCUGUGAUGGAAUCUGGAAUGUCAUGAGCAGCCAGGAAGUUGUGGACUUCAUCCAUGAGAGGAUCAGCCAGCAUGAUGAGAGUGGGGAACCAGUGAACCUCUCGUCUAUAGUGGAAGAGCUCUUGGACCAGUGCUUGGCUCCAGACACCUCUGGGGAUGGAACAGGAUGUGACAACAUGACCUGCAUCAUUGUCCGCUUCCAGCCGUAUUCUCACAGUAGUGCCGAAGGCAGCAAGCGAAAACUGGAUGUUGUGGAGGCAGUGACUGAGAACUGCAAUGACGGCAGCAAGAAGGCAAAGACAGACUAGUCGCCGACCCACUGCUGCCCACAUUGGACUUUGACCUAAUGAUCUUCAGACUUUUACGAGUAUUGUCAGUUUUGUUUUUUUCUUUUUCUUUUUUUUUUUUUAUUAUUGAUGAUCGAUGUACAAACCUGUUGAGUUGUAGCUGCCGGAUGGUGCUCGUGUGGGG